Molecule: messenger RNA, 1269 nt
Organism: Cynara cardunculus var. scolymus (artichoke)
Lineage: Eukaryota; Viridiplantae; Streptophyta; Magnoliopsida; Asterales; Asteraceae
Product: GATA transcription factor 5-like
Exons: 3
Coding region: 72-1082 (336 amino acids)
Biological process (GO): positive regulation of DNA-templated transcription
Cellular component (GO): nucleus
Molecular function (GO): sequence-specific DNA binding; zinc ion binding
Source: RefSeq, a predicted model, not a curated record
CUCUCUCUAUAUCUAUAUCUAUACAUAUUCCACCAUAUCUACAUACUACAGAUACAAAUUUCAUAACAACCAUGGAGUGCAUUGAAGCAAGAGCUUUGAAAUCAAGUUUUUUGUCGGAAAUUGGCAUGAAAUCAACCCAACAAGCCUUGUUCGAAGAUUUAUUUUGUGUCGCCGGAAUCGACAACGUUGUUAACGUUUCCUCCUCCGUAGAAUUUUCCGUCGAUGAUCUAUUGGACCUAUCCGACAAGGAUUUUAAUAAUUCAGGUAUUGAAUAUUCCGAAGAAGACGAAGAGAGGGAUUUUUCUCAAGAUACCGGGAAUAAUUUGAUGAUUUCUAGCAAUUUUCCGAGCGCCGGCGACCUUGUGUCUCUUCCCGCCGGCGAAAUUCACCUUCCGGUUGAUGACAUGGAAUCCCUUGAAUGGUUAUCACAAGUUGUAGAUGACUCCACAUCCGACCUUUCUCUUUUGUUCCCGGCGGCAACUUUAACGGAGAAUUACACCGGAAAAUUCGCCGUAAAAACCCGACACGAACCGGUUGUCAGACCGGUGAUUCCAAGUUUUACCGUUUUGGGAUUAUCGUAUCCGGUUCCUCGAAAGUACCGAACCAAGCGGUCAAAGAAAACCGGCCGAGGUUGGUCCUCAUUGACCGAGUCAUCAAUCGGCACUUCAUCUUCAUACGACUCGACCGUUACUUCUUCACAUUUCCCAGACCCGGUUCAGCUUAUUGAAUCGUUUUUCAGUUUUCAGAAACCGGCAACAAAGAAGCACAAGAAAAACUCGGGUUCAGGGAGUUCGUCAGAUUCAAGUGGUUCUGUAACGCAACGUUGUUGUAACCAUUGUCAAGUUGAGAAAACACCUCAAUGGCGAACCGGUCCUUUAGGACCAAAAACAUUAUGUAAUGCUUGUGGGGUCCGGUUUAAAUCCGGUCGGCUAUUUCCUGAGUACAGACCAGCCUGUAGUCCCACUUUCUCUGACGAUAUCCAUUCCAACAGUCACCGGAAAGUGUUGGAAAUGAGGAAGAAGAAGGAAACGGAGGUUGUUGAACCGGAAUUUAGCUCGGGUUUUCAUACCUUUUCUAGUUGAGAAUGAACCGGCUAGGUAAGUAGUUCCGGUUCGGUUCAAAUUGUAACAUUUAUAGUGGGAUGUCUGAAGACUUUAGUUAGGUUCCUAAUGUUAGUUAGGGCGGUCUAAUUUAGGUACAAUUACAUUUUAGUCCCUCAUCCCAAAUUAAAUUUACAUUAAAGUUCUAAUUUUAAUUACGAUUAUUAUU